ACCGUCGCCAUCACCCAUUACUCAUGUACCGUUGCAAGUAAUCCGUGAUAGGAUAGUCGUAAUGCGAAACUAAGCAGUUAACAUAGUGAACAUGAGCGAUUCCGUUCGCGAAAGGUUUUAAUUCCGCCCUAUUACAACGAUUUAGAGGAGUAAAAGCAGCUCAUGUUUGACACCUAAGAAGAGCAUGGCGGUGUCUUCAAGCAACGUCGGAGCCCCAUUCUUUGCAACUUCUGGCCUCCCGCUUUUAGCUUCCUGGGUGGCCUAGAUUCACCGAUGAAGAGCCGCGCUUCCCAGCCUCAAGCGGGGAUGAAGUGCACAGACAGCCAGGGCGGCAUUGGCUUUGGCAGCGAAAUCGAAGGCAUGCUUAGGGACCCAACCACGCGCCAAAGCAGCGGCGGAGCGGCAGUCGGCAGCGUUGCUAAUACCCUAGAUGACCUUAUGGCGGAGCUUGGUAUGUUGCGAAGCGACCGGCGCGAGGUGCCCGCAUCACCAGAUCGACCUCCCGCCAGUCGUGCCGGGUAUCGCCCCGGUCCGCGCGUAUCCAAUGGAGACGCAAUCACAAGCGGCUCCGACGUGCCGCUGCGACCGGUGACGCCGCUGGCACCACGGACCUCCACAGCUGCUGCCAGCCCAUCCACCGGGGCCAUGACACCCGCCGGAGCACCCCCGGUGGCAGCGGGCGGCAGUCUGCUGCUUCCGCCGGCCAAGGGGGCGCUGCCGGCGGUGCCCGGGCCCGGCCCCGUGCGGGCUCAGAGUCCCAUGGCCUCCCGACGGAGCAUUACUGGAGGGCCCCCUGGGUCGCCCCUCCCCCUGAGCCAGCCUUUUCCCGCACCCUCACCUGGAGUGGUGGAGCGGCAAGCCCUACUGGAGUCCCGCAUAGAAAGGAUGGAGGCUCGAGAGCACCAGCUGUUGUCCCUCAUAGCGCAGCUGCAGCAGCAGGUGGGCGCCCUCACCCGCGCUCAGCAGCAGCAGCCACCAUCACAACCGCAACCACAACAGUCGCAGCAGCAGCAACAGCCACCGCCACCACAACACCACCAGAUCCUGGAGUCUCCCUCCUCCCCUGUGGGACCCCCCAGCAGCACAGCAGCUCACCUUGGCGGCCGGCAGCCCAGUAGUAACUCCCAAUCGGGGCCGACAGGUGCCGCUGCGGAGGGGCUUCCCUUGGGGGGCGAAUCGCUUCCAAGCCCCAGUCCAGAGGCCGCCAUCAUCGCCGCUAGGAGCUGCAGUCGCGACGGGGACCCAGCGCAGCAGACCCAAGCAGGAGCUUCUGCUGUUGCUGCUGCUGCUGCUACUCCUGGUGCGGGCAUGCAGCGGCCGGGGACAGCGACCAACAGUGCGGUAUCCAUGGUUUCGGGGCCAGUGCCGCCGGCUAUGGGCGCUCCCAGCAGCAGCGGCCGGCCCAACAAGCUGCUGGGUCCGCAGCCCAGCCCGGCGGCGGAGUGGGAGGCGGAUGCCUCUCAGCUGCGCAAGGAGAUGGCCACCCUGGCGGCCGCUGUGGUGCGGUUGCGGGAGCAGCUGGGCUCCCUGGUGCCCGGAGGCCCCUCGCCGCUGUCGGAGGAGCUGGCGGAGCAGGCGGUGGGCAUGACGCAGCUUAAACAGAACCUCACGCAGAUUGCCAUGGAUGUGGUGUCUUUGCACAAGUCUCUCACGGCUUUCAAGCAAAACACGGAGCGAACGCACACGACGUUUGAGAAGGCUCUCAACGACAUACAGCUGCAGGCCCAGACUAACGCCCUGAAUGUGUUGGCUGCGGCGCCCGGCGGGGCGGGAGCGGUGUCGUCGGGGCCGCCUAACGCUGUGGCAGCGGCGCUCGCAGCCACUGGCGGAGUUUCCGGCACGCUGGAGGAGAGCCUGCGCUGCGCCUUCGCCAAGCCCGCCAUGCGGUCGCUGCCCACCUUCAGCAACACACCCGAGCUGGGCUUCAUGCCCGACAACUCCGGAGCGGCAGCCGCAGCGGCGGCGUUUGGAGACAUGGCAGGCGGCAGCAGUGCGGCGCGGAAGGGGCCCCAGGCAGCUGCUCCUGCUGCUGCGGGCGCCGCCGGAGGUCUGGGGGCGGCCUGGGCGUUGCUGAACAGCUUUGAGGAGCAGGCGGCGGCAGAGAAGGAGGAGCAGCAGAAGGCGGCGGUCAUUGCUCGCCAGGCAAUGACCAUCGUCGACGCCAAGGUGCAGCAGGUGGUGCUGCACGUGGACCGACAUAUGCACAUGAUCUCAGCGGAUGUGGAGGAGCGGCUGAGAAUGUACGAGCAAACCAUCAUUCGGAUGGCCCAGCAGAUAGACCGCGUGCAGCGGGUGCUGCGGGAGCUGCAGGAGCAGGGCCCCGCUACUUCCUCACGCAUUGUCGUACGACAAGGCGUGAAGGAGGUGGAGGUCGGCGACGCCGGCGGCGCUGCCGAGGGAGGCGUGCUGCCCUCCGGCGGGGGCGCCGAGGGGGCCAAGAAGGAGCCGGCUGAGAGGCCGGAGGAGGCGUCGCUGGCGGGAGGGGUUGAGGCGGAAGGAGGAGUGGCUGCUGAUGGCGCGAACUCGACUGCGAGGGAGAACUGGGUCAAGGCGGCAGCCAUGGCAACCGGCCGCUUCGUGCCUCAGAAGGAGGAGGAGAAGAAGGGCGCAGCGCGCUCCACGCAGCAGCACGGCUACUUCCGGGCACCUGCUACCAAGCCAGCAGCACCUUAGCGGCAUCCAUGUGAGGCUUCCGUUUCCGCGUGAGCGGUGCGAAUGGUAGGUUGGCGCCACCGUUGUUGUUAAUUUAUAUUCCUAUCGUGCAUCACGGAGGCUCGGAUGUGGACAUCGUGCCAGGAGGUUCUGACGGACAUCGGACGACCCACAGCUAUCCGCCUGUAGGCGUUCUCUAGCGGAGCAGUUGUGCGCUGCAGCAAGCAAGCGACCUAGGCGGGUGAAUGGGCUCUGUGUGGCAUCUACCGGUAUAGCCCUUCGGCAUGUAGCCUUGGCGUGUUGAACGACUUUCUAGUUCGACAUGAUUUGGUGUAGCGCCAGGUUUGUGUAAGACCCGGCGCAAGGCGUUUUUUGAUGUUGCAUGCAUGCAUUCUUGGACUCCUGUGUUACCCUGUACCUUGCUUUGGAUGGCGUCCGCAGAGGCGGACAUGGUCGGUGACCGUCCCGCCCCAAGCUCCUGGCUGGAAACGUGUGUACAUAGACGCCGGGGCCGGAAGGGCGCAAUUUAGGGUCAGCCUGUUAAGUCCUAGGGGGCUAGGAUUCUGAUUUUUGGCUCCUGCUGUGUUGGAGCGUGGGGAACAUACAUGCGUUACGCAUGUGUUGUAGAAACCGUGCGGAAGGCGUGAAGCUAUAACUCAUUCUCGUUUGGGUGGUCAUGGUGUUGCGGUUACAUGGUAGAUAGUAGCCUCAUCACCCAUGCUCUCUUCUUGUGAGAACCACUGUAACGGUAAACAUUUCACGUUGUCAAGUCCCCUUGUGCUCCAGCUGAAGCAAAAGCUUAUCUGGAUGUAACGAUAGGAUAUGAUCGCUACCGGGACCCCCCGGGACCCCGAUACGUACGGCACUGGACCCCGAUGCUUGGACGAGUAUCGGGGUCAAUGGGGUCCCGGCUUUACAAGCCGCAAAGCUAGCACGCUUUUACAAUUGGGAAUGUUAUCUUAGUAUAACUAUGCCCUUGGUGUAACAGGAAAGACUGC
Molecule: messenger RNA, 3650 nt
Organism: Astrephomene gubernaculifera
Lineage: Eukaryota; Viridiplantae; Chlorophyta; Chlorophyceae; Chlamydomonadales; Astrephomenaceae
Source: the annotation of a GenBank genome assembly